CGAUAAACGGGGUAGAAAAAAUAAAUAUAUUACACCUUUUUCUUUUUCUGCUGCCUCUUUGCAAAUCAUUCCCUUUCUUGUCCUAAUCGCUCUUGCCUUCUAUACGCUGCAAGUCUGUUGCCCUUUGCCCCACAUUACCGGAUUUUACCGUGUUUAUAAAAUGUGGUUUACUCGAUUAAAGGACCCUCGUCCAAAUAACCCUCGUCCACCACGUCGUCCUUCUCCUCCUCCCGCGCCACCGGCUCCUCCACCACCUCCAACCAGUCAGGAAAGCAGCGGAAACGAUAGCAACAGUAACUAUGCUAACCGUAACCACGGCAACGACAACCACAACAACGAUGAUACCAGCAGCAGCAAUAGCAGUAGCAAUAGUAACAACGAUGCUCGUCGGGUAAAUCGCCACGACAGUAAUAAUAGCGGCGACGCAAGAUUGGAUCCAGCCAACAGUAAAUAUAAUACCAGCGAGGGGAGCACGGAUCAAAGAGAGCAACGCCGACGGCGGGAUAGUGCUGGCAGCUGUCCUGUUCAUAUACUGAUGUCGCGCUUAAUGGUGGCAUUUAAGACAAGGAUAUGCCAGGUAUUUUGCGUUCCAACAUCAUCAUCAUCAUCAAUAUGAUGCUGGUUACAAGCGUGAUGCAUAUGCAUUACACCUGUUGUAUUUACAAUAUCCCAACCCCCAUCUUUCGCAUCGCUUUUCCAAAACGGCCUGGCCAAUGUAUCGUAUGUUAAUUUUUGUUGUAUCUCCCAUCUGUGAUUCAUUUUCCAAAACAAAUCCCACUACUAAGCAAAUUAUGCAAAUAUAAAAAGAGAGUAAAAGACAAGUAAAUUCUUCAAG
Messenger RNA from Zychaea mexicana, 835 nucleotides. RefSeq lists its product as uncharacterized. The coding region runs from base 161 to 616 and encodes 151 amino acids. The record is from RefSeq and is a predicted model, not a curated record. Lineage: Eukaryota; Fungi; Mucoromycota; Mucoromycetes; Mucorales; Lichtheimiaceae. The transcript is spliced from 2 exons.